AUGAAAAUUAAUACUUAAAAGAAAUAACAAAAUAACAAAACAGACAAUUCAAAUAAUUGCAAAACUUUUUAUAAUAUGUAACAACUCAAUCAAACUUUGAAUUAAUUUUAAUUCAAAUAUCCUCAAAUUAAAGAAAUUAAUGAAAACUUAAUCUACUAAAAUUCUAACUAGGUUUAUGGAAAUUAAACUGAAUAAAUUAUUAGAAAAAGUAUAUUAAAUCUAGAGAAUUCUAAAGAAUAAAAGAAUCAAUAAGCAAAAUAUAAAUAUGUCAGACGAAGAGUUAAUACAUCAUAUAUUGUUUACCCUAUUGAAAAUUAUAGAAAUCUAUCAUAUUAAAAAUAAAACGAAAAUAAACUUGAACCAAAAUUGUAAUAUCAUGUAUAAAUUCCAGAUACAAUGAAAAUACCACAUUUAUAUAAAAAAAAUGGACUUAUCAAAAGUUAAUUAAAACAAUUAUAAAAUCGUUAAUAAGAAUAAUAAGAUGAUAUAAGAAUUGCAAGUAGAAUUUCAUUUCAUACUAAACCAAAGUCUAACAUAAUAAAAAAAUCAAAUGAGAAUGGCAAUGAAUAAUUGAGAAUAACUUUAGAAGAUCAUUAAUCCUCUGAUUUAUCAUUUAUAAAUGGAUGGGAAUGA
Paramecium sonneborni is the source of this 633-nucleotide messenger RNA. The record is from the annotation of a GenBank genome assembly. NCBI's taxonomy places the organism in Eukaryota, Ciliophora, Oligohymenophorea, Peniculida, Parameciidae.